AUGAGAUCGCCCGAGACAUCUUACGAAAAGGGUGCACGCGAACGUCUUGACCGACUCAGAAAGCAUAAUUUCCACCCCUCCAACACACCCAACUCACCUGAUUUUGGUACCAACCAAUACAUCAGCAUCAAUGAAGAGCUUAAACAAAAACUCAAGGAUGUUGUUCUUCAGUUCAAUGCGCCCGUAAGAUAUGCAUUUGCAUACGGGAGCGGUGUAUUCCAUCAGUCAGGUUAUGACCAAAACAAAAAACCUAUGAUGGAUUUUAUCUUUGGUGUAUCACAUCCUGAACAUUGGCAUGCACUCAACAUGCAACAAAAUCCCCAUCACUACUCAAGUGUACGUCUGUUGGGUUCGCGUGCAGUAGCAUCAUUGCAAGAGAAAGUGGGUGCUGGCGUCUACUUUAACCCUUACAUCGAAGUUAAUGGCAUGAUGAUCAAAUAUGGUGUAGUGUCCAUCGAUACCCUUUGCAGAGACCUUGUCGAUUGGGAAACACUUUACUUGGCCGGACGUAUGCACAAACCUGUCAAGAUAUUGAGAGAUGAUCCUCGCGUCCGUUUGGCCAACCAGGUCAACCUGACAGAGGCAGUGCGCGUAGCUCUAUUAACCUUGCCAGAGAACUUCAAUGAACAAGAUCUGUUUGAACGUAUUGCUGGCAUCAGCUACGUUGGCGAUUUUAGAAUGGUAGUGGGCGAGAACCCCAACAAAGUGAAGAAUAUUGUUGAGGCUCAGAUGGAUCAUUUCCGCCGAUUGUACUUUGCUCUUCGUGAUACAAUCUCUCGGUCAGCCAUGACGCAGAGCAUCAAAGGUAUUGUCACUGCUGGACCAUUGAGAACAACCCGGUAUAUGGGAGAGAAGUUGGGCAAAUGGUGGUCAGCCAAGAAGUAA
Phycomyces blakesleeanus NRRL 1555(-) is the source of this 885-nucleotide messenger RNA. RefSeq lists its product as hypothetical. The coding region runs from base 1 to 885 and encodes 294 amino acids. Gene Ontology annotation, molecular function: phosphatidate cytidylyltransferase activity. The transcript has 4 exons. Lineage: Eukaryota; Fungi; Mucoromycota; Mucoromycetes; Mucorales; Phycomycetaceae. Gene Ontology annotation, biological process: cardiolipin biosynthetic process; CDP-diacylglycerol biosynthetic process. Gene Ontology annotation, cellular component: mitochondrion. The record is from RefSeq and is a predicted model, not a curated record.